Gopherus flavomarginatus (Mexican gopher tortoise) is the source of this 468-nucleotide messenger RNA. Its product is annotated as prolactin-releasing peptide-like. The coding region runs from base 205 to 468 and encodes 87 amino acids. Gene Ontology annotation, molecular function: neuropeptide hormone activity; prolactin-releasing peptide receptor binding. Gene Ontology annotation, biological process: feeding behavior; response to peptide hormone; G protein-coupled receptor signaling pathway. The record is from RefSeq and is a predicted model, not a curated record. NCBI's taxonomy places the organism in Eukaryota, Metazoa, Chordata, Testudines, Testudinidae. The transcript is spliced from 2 exons.
UUCCAUGUUUCCUCCAUUUUCCGGGAAAGAGCUGUAAUUCCUGUUAUUCAGUGGGUGUCUCUCCAGAGAGUGGAUUCAUUUGCUUACCCUACCCCCACCCAAGAUGACUGUCUCAUUAACUCUCCUGGCUUCUGUUUCUGCAGGCUGGACUCACACCUUGCUAAAUUCUGGCACCAGCCACAAGCCUUGGGUGAGCUGAAGGGAAUGAAACGGCUGGCUGCCUGCUUCACGUACCUGCUGCUCAUCUGUCUGGCCCUGCCCAAGGCUGAAUGCCAACUCCACGAGAGAUCCAUGGAAAUCAGGGACCCUGAUAUCGACCCUUCCUGGUACAUGGGGCAUUGGAUGAGACCCGUUGGACGGUUUGGCCGGAGGAGAGCUGUCAUGGAGAGCUCCCGGAAGUCGGCCUAUGGACACAGGCAAGCUUGCUUCCCUCUAGAAGAAAGCAGUGAAUCCAUUCAAGAUGAAUGA